UGAAGUCCCCCGCUCCGCAUUGGAUCAGUUGCCUCCCAAUCCUCGGGUCUCCAAUAUUAAUCGUCGACGCGGGCUAGCCCCAUCUUUCCCACGACCCGGGACGGCCAGUGUUCCCCAGUGGGAACAAGUCCCCGAGAACCCCCGCCAUCUCGAACCUGCAUUUCGGCCGACUUGUUGCCGAAAGCCCGGCAAUUAAUCAAUGAUGUCUAUCUCGAUCACCCAUUUCCACAUUUUCCCGGGUGGCCAUUGGCCGCUCUGACCUUGUUUUUUGUCCAACAAGGGAAUGAUUAGCCAAAACAACCGGAACGUCUAAAAGCCGUAUUUCCUUCUUCCGUGCCCACGAUUGGCAAGCAGGGACGGAAAGGGUGAAGCACUACUUAAGAGAUAACAAAUCCGCCAGCCUUGAAAUAGUUUUGACAGGAAUUUGUUGAUACUGCUGCAACACAUCUCCCAACUUAUGAUCACCAUGCAUCUCAGCUCGACAUCGUUACUCGGCCUGGCAGGGCUCAUCUCCCAUGCCUCGGCCCACGGCCUUGUUAGAGAGCCGGCAACACGUGGGCCGGGAGAAGCCACCGAGGCAGCAUGCGGCAAGGUCAUGGUUGAUUUUUACCGGGCCGACAAUACGUCCUACCCCGAAGCUCUGCUCCGAGCCAACCCAGGCGGCUUGGAGGCCCCGUAUGACCCCGAGAAUUGCAAUCUCUGGCUCUGCAAAGGCUAUCAGUUUGCCGACAACGCCAACGUGCAAAGCUAUACCGCCGGCCAGGUAGUCGAUUUCGAUGUCUGGAUCCGAAUUCCGCACGAAGGUCAUGCCAACGUCUCGGUCGUCGAUACGGCCACCAACAGCGUGAUCGGCACGCCUUUGGUUGCCUGGCCCGACAAUUACGCCGGCUCCGCCACCCCCCCAGAAGACCAGACAAAGUUCAGUGUGACAAUUCCUGAGCUCGGGGACCAAUGUACCGAGGCUGGCGCUUGCGUCAUCCAAUGGUACUGGUUCGGGCAGGGGCAGACAUACGAGUCGUGCGUCGACUUCAGUGUUGCGCCAGCUACGACAGAGCCAGAACAUUCCCACAAGCACAAGAUCAGGGGUCAAACUCGGGCCUAGGUUUUAGUGUAAGACAAGGAGACGACCAUAUGCGGUAGAAUGCUCAGUUCAUGGUCCAAGAAUACUGUUAUUUAUAAGAGUGCUCGUUGUAGCUACAACACGAACCUUGAGGACGCUUUGAGCAAUUUCGCAAAUACCACUAUCGAAACGACCGUAUAUUGUCGGGGAGAGAAUUCCCAUAUUGACAGAGCCUCGCCCCCAAGGCUAACUCGACAAAGCACUUACUCCUGUUUUUUGUGGAACUAUUUGUGUAACAAGCGCAACGGGGUAGCCAACGUGCAGGUCGCUCACCGGGUACUUUGCUCUCUCAAAGUGGAAGAAUAAAAUUCUCUUUGAAUCC
Messenger RNA from Chaetomium fimeti, 1442 nucleotides. RefSeq lists its product as uncharacterized. NCBI's taxonomy places the organism in Eukaryota, Fungi, Ascomycota, Sordariomycetes, Sordariales, Chaetomiaceae. Bases 458 to 1102 code for a protein of 214 amino acids. The transcript is spliced from 2 exons. The record is from RefSeq and is a predicted model, not a curated record.